Molecule: messenger RNA, 3068 nt
Organism: Sphaeroforma arctica JP610
Lineage: Eukaryota; Ichthyosporea; Ichthyophonida
Exons: 7
Coding region: 1-2538 (845 amino acids)
Biological process (GO): regulation of cell cycle; regulation of transcription by RNA polymerase II
Cellular component (GO): nucleus; transcription regulator complex
Molecular function (GO): RNA polymerase II transcription regulatory region sequence-specific DNA binding; DNA-binding transcription factor activity, RNA polymerase II-specific
Source: RefSeq, a predicted model, not a curated record
AUGCUCGGCCCGAAGACGUAUCGUCUUACUAAGGUGCCUGAUAUCACACACCAGAUUGCAUCGCCACGGAACCAAAUGGCACCCGCGGCAGAUGGUACAACACCACUGCAAUACGCCAAGCCUCAAGCUACAGCCACGUACGCACAACCACCCAAAAAGCAACACAUACAGCAACAAUCACAACGACAACAACAGCAACAACAAGAGCAACAGCAAGAGCAACAGCAAGAGCAACAGCAGCAGCAACAGCAGCAGCAACAGCAGCAACAACAACAACAACAGCAGCAGCAGCAGCAACAGCAGCAACAGCAACCAGUAACAGUGCAACCACAAGCACCGACACAGGCACAGGCACAAGCACUGGCACAGCCACAGGUAUAUGUACAACCACAAGCUACCGCUACCACACCACAGGCAGUGAGUGAUGGCCAGGCUCAGGGGUUCGUACAACAGCCGCCCAGGUUACCACAGGCACCCGUAGCACACCCCCAGGGCCAACACACAACACCCGAAGCAGAGGAGCAACGCCAGCGCUUGGCUGCACGGUCUAUGGCCACACUGCCACACCCCUUUACACCACAGGCCCAGGUUGGAGUGCCGGUAGUAGGACAAGCACACACACAGGUACAGGCAAUGAUGCCCAGUACAGCACAGAGUGAGAAGAAUAGUGCAACCGUGCUGCUGCAGGGCAUGGGACAGCCACAGGCAGGUGUAGGUCAAACGAAUCCCCAGACACAGACACAGGCACAGACGGGUGUUACUCAGGCUCACACGCAGGUACCAUAUAGUGGAUUGCCAGCGCCUGGGGCACAGUACUAUGUGACGACUACACAGCCACAGCCGAUUCAGUCCCAGGCCCAGGCCCAGACCCAGACCCAGGCCCAGGCCCAAGCCCAGGCUCAGGCGCAUGUACUGGCGCAUGUACAGGCACAGCAACAGGGACAACCCCUACAGCAGCCACAGAGUGCGACUGAACCGACGGCGAGAAGCACGUCUCAGAAUGCACUCGCACACCCGCAACCGCCGCAGAAACCCUUGCAACAUGCAGCCAAGCAGGCACAGCAACAGGCUUUAGCACGUCCGCAGGUGCAGACACUCGCACACCCGGCACCUCCCAUGCCCACCCAGGCUCAGUUGCAGGGCACUAUGACCCUACUACCGCAGACGCCUACUAUAAGGCAGACGGGGUCUAUCCUGGUACACCCUGGGCCGCUACAGCCACCACAAGCACAAGCACAAGCACAGGCACAGGGACAAGGUCAAGUAUCCGGGGCGAUCAAGGGGACAGGAGCGAUCCCGCCCAUGGGGCAGUACCCCGAACAACACGCGCAGUCUAUACACGUCCAGACACCGCAGCAGCAGAUGCAGCAACAUAUGUCGGCGUCACAGUUCAGAGUUCCUACUAAUAAGAGGUCGAUACCAGCGCACCACCAUCCGUACGGACAGGUGGCACCCAGGCCAAUGGGACAACAGCAGGACUAUGUGUUCAAGCCUACCUAUGGCCCAGAUUCGUUCAGAUACGGCUCAGAGGUGGAGAAAACUAACUUGCCUACGCGACAGACUACAACCAUGCCUAAAGUUCGGGGUGGCAGUAGGGCGCAGAACGGGGGCAUAGGCAAAGGCCUGCGGCACUUCUCAAAGACAGUCCUACAAAAAGUGAAGGACAAGGGGACUACCACGUACAUCGAGGUGGCGGAAGAGCUAAUGGAAGACUUGGCCAGACAAUACGCCGAGGAGAAGGCCAAUGGCAACAGCGAGAUUCAGACACGGGAGAUUGGCAUUGAUCACAAGAACAUCAGGCGGAGGGUGUAUGAUGCGCUUAAUGUGCUGAUGGCUCUAGAUGUCAUCAAAAAAGAGAAGAAGGAGAUUAAAUGGGUUGGCCUGCCCACGAAUUCGGCUCAGGAAUACGUACAUUUAAAGGAAGAGCGGGCUCAGCGUAUCAAGCGCAUCACCGAGAAGCGCGCACACAUCCAUGAUCUGCUAUUACAGACUAUCACCAUCAAGAACCUCACAGAGAGGAAUCGAGAGUUGGAGAAGAAGCACCCACGCCCCGCCCCGAAACACUGCCUGAAGCUGCCGUUCUUGUUGGUCAACGCUCCCAAUGAAUGCCAUAUCGACGCGGAAAUGGGCGAGGAUGGAUCGGCUUUUUGCUUCAACUUCAGCCAACCUUUCAAAUUGAGCGACGGGUUUGAGGUCAUGAAAGGCCUGAACUUCGGUUUUGACCUGGAGAAGAACAAAUGCAAGCCUGAGCAUAUAGAGAAGAUCAAGAGUCUUGUACCACCCAGUGUGGCGUCGCACAUUGACGAUAUGGUCACGUAUGGCUUCAAGAAAGGACCACAGAUGGACACGCUCGUAGCACCGCCAGCACAGAUUAUGGCAGGUACACCCCAGGCAAUGACAUCCACACCCCAAGCAGUUGUGCAAACACACACACAGGCUCAGAGCCAUACAACACCCGCCGGUACGAAGCCCUUGACCGCACCGAAACAGGGCGGGGCUGGCUCUAAAAGUAGAUUGUAUGCGACUGACCAGAAGUGAGACGUUGGGGAUAGGUAGUAGGUAGGCUAUGGACUCAGAGUGAGAAGAUAGGACGGUCACUUAGUUCAAUAAUUGAUUAGAAAAAUGAGAGGUAUUGUUGUGUGUGGGGAUAUGCCGUUUCUGUUUGCGUGCGUCGGGAGCCGUAGUUGGUACACCAUAUAGUCAAACCGAUGUAGAAAUACAGAUAAAUCUUUGAACGGUGUCAAAGUGGAUGACGAACAAAAGUAAUCGCAAGAUAUUGCCGAUGUAUAUGUUCUCGAGAUACAAUAAGACUUAUCUCGAAUGAAAUGUAGAUACAAGUAUUUAUAUAUUUGAAACAUAUCCAAACACAUAUAUAUGCACGAUGCAUAUAUACAUAUACGUUUUGAGCAUGAGUUGGUAUUUGAAAACUGGUUCAAUCUGCACGACUUGGCAAGGCACAACAUGAACCGCAGAUCAAGGACUUCUCAAGUCAAAAUAGCAGUGCAACGUUCAUGGUAAGUGCACAGACUGUCGCGAAUAGUCCCGAGCUCUAUAGCAUGAUGUCUGUA